Puccinia graminis f. sp. tritici CRL 75-36-700-3 is the source of this 2022-nucleotide messenger RNA. RefSeq lists its product as uncharacterized. Gene Ontology annotation, molecular function: flavin adenine dinucleotide binding; oxidoreductase activity, acting on CH-OH group of donors. The transcript has 8 exons. Gene Ontology annotation, biological process: secondary metabolite biosynthetic process. Lineage: Eukaryota; Fungi; Basidiomycota; Pucciniomycetes; Pucciniales; Pucciniaceae. The record is from RefSeq and is a predicted model, not a curated record. The coding region runs from base 1 to 1857 and encodes 618 amino acids.
AUGGGGGCAGAUCCUCUAUCGGCCAUUCAUGAAGAGCAGCGCCACUUUGAGAUUCCUACCAUUCCAGUAUUUGGGUCUAUUUUUGAGGGAAAAACUUAUGAUUACGUUAUCGUUGGGGCUGGUACAGCGGGGAUGACCAUUGCUGCUCGUCUAUCUGAAGAUCCCACCAUACAUGUUGCGGUUGUUGAAGCGGGAAUUGACUACGCUCUGUCACCGGCUAACAAACCAUUGGUUGAUACACCUGGGGCCGACACUUUGGGAUGCGGUAGCAAACAGUAUGACGCUAUCAAUGACGCCGUUGAUUGGCGGUUCGACACCACACCACAGUCGGGAGCUAACAAUCGUAUAGUUCGCUACGCCAGGGGGAAAACUAUUGGGGGCAGUUCGGCACGCAACUUUAUGAUUUAUCAAAGAGCAUCAAAAGGCUCUCUGGAUAAAUGGGCUGAGCUGACUGGGGAUCCCGAUUGGACGUUCGAAAAGCGGUUUGCUGAUUAUCAAAAGAGCGUCUCAUUCACUGCUCCUAAGCAUGAUUUGCGCCAGGAGUUACCGGAAGCUCGAUAUGACGAUCUUGCUUUCACCCAAGCAAACGGGCCGGUUCAGUUAUCGUACCCCAACAUGGCCCAACCUUUUUCAAAAUACAUGCAACUGAGUCUCAAUGAGAAAGGUAUUCCUACGUGCCAGGACUUCAACGGAGGGACGCUGAGUGGAGUGCAAUACUCUUCAGCAACUAUCGAUCCAAAAGACGGCCAUCGGUCCACCUCACGCGCCUUCUUCGCUGCCGCGCGUUCUCGUAGUAAUCUGGUGGUUUACACUACGGCCAUGGUGAAGAGGAUUAUCUUUGAUGAAUCGACACCGCCACGAGCGGAAGGGAUUGAAUUUGUUUACACGCUAACUGGUGUGUCUGAUAAGCUGCUUGCAAAGAAAGAAGUGAUUGUGUCGGCGGGUGCCUUCCAGACUCCACAACUGCUCAUGGUUUCUGGGAUUGGUCCCAAGGACCAGCUCACCGCCAACCAAAUCCCAAUACUUGUUGAGAGUCCGAAUGUUGGACAAGGAAUGCAAGAUCACAUAUUUUUUGGUCCCACUUAUCCGGUUCAUUCUAUUGAAACGUUGACUCGCGUUGCCGCACACCCCGAGCAUCUGGCCUCUCAAUUCGUCAAUUUCACUCUUCGGCAACUGGGCCCACUGACUAAUAAUGUUGCAGAUAUGAUUGCUUUUGAAAAGUUUGACGAAUCGAAGUUGGAGCAACUAAAUUCAGAUUCGCUCUCUGGUUAUCCUACCGAUUGGCCCCACGUCGAAUACUUGAGUGCAGCCGGUGUUGUGGGUGACUUCGCAAAUUUGCUCACUUCAAACGCUUUAGCUGGUGCGGCCACCGGAAAAGAGUUUGUGACAAUUCUGGCGGCCUUAGUCGCUCCACAGUCCCGAGGAACUGUCAAGAUUGCCUCAAAUGAUGCAUCCGUUCCCCCCCUGAUCGACCCAGCAUGGCUAACUGACCCCGUCGAUCAAAGAAUUGCUGUCGAAGCUUUCAAAAGAACCAGGGAGUUCUUUUCGGCUGAAGCUAUGCAACCCAUCCUUGAUGGCCAGGAAUACCUACCAGGUCCUUCAGUCACCGGUGAUGAUCAAAUCCUUGAUUGGAUUAAAAACAACCUUAUGACGGUGUGGCAUGCUGCUUGCACCUGUUCAAUGAGAACUCAAGAACAGGGCGGAGUGCUUGAUUCACAUUUCAGAGUAUAUGGCACUCAGAGCCUUCGUGUCGUGGAUGCAUCCGCGUUUCCUUCGCUACCACCAGGCCAUCCUCAGUCCACAGUGUACAUGAUAGCUGAACGAGCUGCUUCUUUGAUACAAGAAGAAAACUCCUGAAGGACUGUUGGUGGAUUCCUGGCGAUCUCUCAAUGUUUCUUCCACUUUUCGUGGAGGAAAUUAGAUAUUUCGAAUAGACUCCAUGCAUGAAUAAUUAUGCAUUUUGUUAACUAAUUUCGUAUCUUCUUUUCAAAUCAUCGAUGCUCCAUACUACCUCAUUUGGAC